UAAACUUACAAAAUUUGCACAAAAAUAAUGUACUCCAGUGCAUGUAUUAUACUAGCAGAUUUUGCAACUUGAGAUUUUGAACAUUCAGAAUAAAUUUCUUUCAGGACACUAAUGUAAUACUAUGAUACACAUCUCUUUGAUGAGCAUUUUGUUGCUACGUUAUUCAACAGAACAGGUAUUAUAUUACAUGUAACUGAAAGACAUUGUGUACCAUUUCUGUCAGUUUAGUCAUUGGCAAUCAUUAAUGUAAGUCUACUGUUAUGCGAUAAUUUACGGAAAUUUCUCAUUAAAGUAGUCUAGACCUUUGGACACGUUCUUGGUUCCAGACUGGAUAACUAAAUAAAGUCUGGCCAUGCCCUCCGAGACUAAACCAGAUAAUCGAAGGAUCAACUAUACGCCCUGAUCCACCCACUUAAAUAGAUAAACUGCACACGGGAGUAUGCACAUGCAACAGAUAAACAUACCUGUGUCCAUAGUAACAUGCAGUUGUUAAUUGCUCAUGCGCAUUAAAGGACACGCCCCUUUCAGAGGAAAUUGCCAAGCCGGAUAAUCGAGGUUCCAGAUAAUUAAACUAUAAUUAUUGCCAAACUUAUAAUUAUUAUUUUCCAUAUAAUAGUGCUCGUUAUAUAAUAAGAGUUGUCCAUUUUUUCGUAGGGUAAUCUUUUUUAGCAUGUAGCUUGCUGAACUGUAACAAAUCAGAAGUGAUGCUGAUUUUAAAUUCACAAAUUGAUAUUUCUCAGGGUUGUUGGUGGGUUAUCAACAUUGUUGGGUUCUUUGAGGUGUUCUGUGAUGUGGAGCCCAAGAGGAAGGCACUGGCUGCAGCUAAUGCUGAGCUGGCAGCAGCACAGGAGAAACUCUCCAAGAUAAAGGGAAAAUAAAGGGAGACAAGUUGAUCAUUGACAACUACUUUAGUGUGUGCUUACUUACAAUGUAUGUAUAAUAUGUAAUUAUAUUAUAGCCACUAGAAUGAAUGUGGGUGUAUACAUUUAUCCUCACUGUAGGAUUUAGAUGACAACCUGGCUGAGCUGACGAAAGAGUUUGAAGAGGCAACUUCUGCAAAGCUGAGAUGUCAGCAACAGGCCGAAGCCACUGCCAGCACUAUCUCACUAGCUAACAGACUGGUCGGUGGUCUUGCCUCAGAGAAAGUGCGAUGAGCGGAGUCUAUUGAGAAGUUUAAACAAGAGGCGAUGACAUUGGCUGGUGACGUGCUCCUAACGUCAUCCUAUCUGUCGUAUGUAGGCUGUUUUGGACGCAACUAUCGUACUUAUCUACUGGAGACAAAAUGGAUGAGUGCCUCAAGACUAUACAGCCUACCAUUCCUAUGACUGAGGAUCUGGAUGUCCUCUUCCUGCUCACUGAUGGUGCCACAAUCGCUCGUUGGAACAAUGAAAAGCUGCCCAGUGAUCGAAUGUCUGUCGAGAAUGCUACUAUCCUCACAAAUGCAGAGCGCUGGCCACUCAUGAUUGAUCCCCAGCUACAAGGCAUAUCAAAUGGAUCAAGACACGAGAGGGGGAUCAAUUGCAGAUUGUCCGACUUGGACAGAAGGGGUACCUACCUGGAUACCAUUGAGCGAGCUGUGAGCAAUGGUGACUGUCUCCUACUAGAGAAUAUUGGUGAGUCAGUGGACCCAGUGUUGGACCCUCUACUGGGACGACUCACUAUCAAGAAGGGCAAGUAUAUCAAGAUAGGUGACAAGGAGAUUGAAUGUCAUCCUAACUUUAGGCUCAUUCUACAAUCUCUUCAGACUCGGUGCGUAGCAAAAUCUGCUGGUAGCUGCAAAAGUGAGAAAAGAGCUGAAAAAAGCUGCACCUGCAGCAAGCCAGUGGAUUUUGAACUCCUUUUUAGCAACUAUCAUGUCGAUCAUUUCCCAUGAUGCAUGCAGUAUAAA
Halichondria panicea is the source of this 1888-nucleotide messenger RNA. RefSeq names its product dynein beta chain, ciliary-like. Gene Ontology annotation, molecular function: minus-end-directed microtubule motor activity; dynein intermediate chain binding; dynein light intermediate chain binding. Gene Ontology annotation, biological process: microtubule-based movement. Gene Ontology annotation, cellular component: dynein complex. The transcript has 5 exons. NCBI's taxonomy places the organism in Eukaryota, Metazoa, Porifera, Demospongiae, Suberitida, Halichondriidae. The record is from RefSeq and is a predicted model, not a curated record. Bases 1283 to 1873 code for a protein of 196 amino acids.